Molecule: messenger RNA, 629 nt
Organism: Rubroshorea leprosula
Lineage: Eukaryota; Viridiplantae; Streptophyta; Magnoliopsida; Malvales; Dipterocarpaceae
Source: the annotation of a GenBank genome assembly
CCAAAAAACAUAUAUCCAAAAUAUGACAACCCAAUACCACAACCGCAACAUCUCCUCGAACCAAUGUGGCUCCAGACUGGUCCAAACAAUAGACGCACCGCUCUCCCUGGUGUGGUCCAUCCUCCGCCGCUUCGACAACCCACAAGCCUACAAGCAGUUCAUCAAGAGUUGCACCAUGCGGGCAGGCAACGGCGGCAAAGGGAGCGUCCGUGAGGUGAUAGUGGUGUCGGGGUUGCCGGCCGCCACUAGCACAGAGAGGCUAGAUGAGCUGGAUGAUGACUCGCAUGUCAUGAUGGUUAGCUUUAUUGGAGGGGAUCAUCGGCUGGUGAACUACCGUUCGACAACAACUUUGCAUGAAAUUGAAGGGAUCAGCGGCGGAAAGACGGUGGUGGAAGAGUCCUAUGUGGUGGAUGUACCAGCGGGGAAUAGUGAAGAGGAUACCUGCUCUUUUGCUGACACCAUAAUUGGAUGCAAUCUUAGGUCUUUGGCCAGGGUUACGGAACAGAUGGCCAAGGUUUAGGAUUCUCAAAGCUUCUUUUAGAGGUGAAAUUUUUUUUUUCUUCGGUGUGUAACACCGAAUUGGUCAAAAACAUGUCAAUCUGCACUAGAAUUAAAGUUUUUUUUUUUUU